AUGAAACAGCGACUUUGCAGCAUUUCAAUACUAAUCUCAGUAUAUUUAGUCAGUGCCAUCAAUAUCGCAGAUAUCUCCAAACUGGAUACAUUUGGCCAGUCGGUUAAAAAGCGACUGGUCGUGCAUCGUAUAGGUCAAUGCAUCGGCAAGAAGGAUCUUCCAAUAUAUUUUUCCGAUUUCACUACGUCACAGUAUAAUAGCAGUCAUUACGUUGUGAACGGAGAAGUCUUGUUCAACGAAGAUUUUCCCCAUGGUUGGGAACCGACGACCAUCGUAAAAAGGUGCGACGGAUUCCAUGCGUCAGCCAGUUGCCGUCCCUUUCUGGAUAACAUGGUUGUUUCGAAUCUGUGUAGCAUGCUAGCGGUUACAGAUUCUAUGUAUUCGAUUUACAUGUCAGCUAUGGAACCAAAAAUACAGUGCCCGUUUAAAAAGGGAACCUAUGUUAUGAAAAAUCAGUUGGUAUACGACGAUGUGGCGAAAUUUCUGCCUGGGUCCGGUAGCACAUAUUGGGAAAUAAAAUCUUGGGGCAAGAUCGGCAAUCGAAUGGUGAUGUGCUACGUUGUGCAGUUGAACGUGCGACCGAAAAAACUGAAGGCAUCUAGUGGGCGAUGAAUAACAUUUUGAUUGCUUCAUGUUAUAGGACCAAUUUGAUAGUACUGAAAAAAGUCAAAAUCUAAUAAAAAUAUAAAUUACUAGUGAACCACUAAUCGUAUUGCUGUGUAAUAAAAAUAUAAAUUACUUGUGAAAAACCAAUCGUAUUGCAGUGUGAUAAAAGAACGAACAAUAUGGAAGGAGAUUCCAUCACAGUUUCUCUCAAAAAAAGUCUAUCCAAGCUAAUCGAGGAGCACUUCCACACUAUGGAUGAUGUUUUUUCGUGUGCAAUAUUCAUCGUUUGUGCUAUCGCAAUCUGGUAUGUGAUCAGUUUUAUCGUGGGGCUUGUAACGCGGAUUAUGUUUCCAAUGCUAAUAUGCUUUGCAUUCUUCGUAUUCGUGAGCGAGACCUAUUCAGCGACGAUAGCUUCUUCAGUGAAAAUAUUUCAAGCAAUAAGCGCCCGUCUUUGCUCAAUGAUUGGAAACUAUGAAAAUUUGGUUUGAUGAAUAAAUAUAUAUUCUUUGGC
Malaya genurostris is the source of this 1117-nucleotide messenger RNA. RefSeq lists its product as uncharacterized. Bases 1 to 612 code for a protein of 203 amino acids. Lineage: Eukaryota; Metazoa; Arthropoda; Insecta; Diptera; Culicidae. The record is from RefSeq and is a predicted model, not a curated record. The transcript has 3 exons.